AUGAGGACCUCCAUCGCGUCUCUCCUCCUCGCCCCGCUGGCUCUCGCUAUUCCCGACACCCUUGCCGCCUUCGAACCAGCGCUCGAACAGCUCGAACAACUCCCAACAUCCAACAACGACACCACGCCCGUCGACAGCAUCGCUGAACUGCUCAAGCGCCAGGGCAACAGCUGCGCAAACAAUUACUAUGCGUGCACCAACCUGAACGCAGCAGGCCUUUGCUGCCCUCGCACCGCCGUCUGCUCCGCCGACCGCAACAACGUCGUCGCCUGCUGCCCGCAAGGCGCAGCUUGCACCGGUACGCUUGGCGUCUCUGCUACCGGCGCGGUCACGGCAUCGACCACCGUCCCCUUCGUUACCGCCUCGACAACCUCUGGGCCAUUCGUUCAGGCGACGACCGCCAAUGCAGGAUCAGGCGGGGCAUCAACGGUAUCCAACGCUUUCUAUCCUUUCCCCUACAUCGCCACGACUUACACCAACGCAGCUGCCUGCUCCAGCGCUUAUACGCGCUGCCAAAGCGAUGCUGCGAGCUGUACGAAUGCACUGAUGGGCGGCGCGCGGGGCGUUACCGUCAGUGCGCCGAACGGAGGUGCGACGAUCACUGCAGUGCCGAGCUUGGGGCAGGCGAGCGCGAGCAGUGUUUGUUCGAGUCUGAGUCAGGAGGCGUGCUUUGGGCUGCAGGUUGCAGCUUGUCAGGCAUUUGACGGGAGGGGAAAUGCCGCGCCUACUAGGGGAUGUGGAAGUUUGGCCGUGGGUAUGGGUGUUGCGCUGGGAGUGGCCGGGCAGCUGCUGUGA
Messenger RNA from Ascochyta rabiei, 795 nucleotides. RefSeq lists its product as uncharacterized. NCBI's taxonomy places the organism in Eukaryota, Fungi, Ascomycota, Dothideomycetes, Pleosporales, Didymellaceae. The record is from RefSeq and is a predicted model, not a curated record. The coding region runs from base 1 to 795 and encodes 264 amino acids. The transcript has a single exon.